CAGAUGCUUGUAAAGUUUUGUCGGACAGAUGAAUAAUUUGACCAACGUCGUAGAUACCAGCUUUAUAAAACUUAUUAUUUACAUAUUAUGUUAGUAUUAUACGCUUAGAAUUUUGACGAUCUGAUAUUUUAUUACAUCAAAGUGUAAACAUUGGAAUUACCUAUUUUAAAUAAAAAUGGCUAGUGAAGUCGAAGAUACUUUAAAACGUAUCCAAUCUCAUCGUGGAGUAAUCGGUACAAUUGUAGUAAAUAAUGAAGGCAUUCCUAUUAAGUCGACUUUAGAUAAUUCAACUUCUGUUCAAUAUGCUGGAUUGAUACAGCAGUUGGCUGAUAAAGCUAGGAGUGUUGUGAGGGAUUUGGAUCCGUCUAACGAUUUGAUGUUUUUACGGAUGCGUACUAAAAAACACGAGAUAAUGGUGGCACCAGAUAAAGAUUUCAUAAUGAUCGUAAUUCAAAAUCCAACAGAAGCACAGUCAUAAAAGAACAAUUUUUUUAAUAAUAUAAUAAUUCUUAAAAUGCACUUAAAUUUAAUUUUAAAUAACAUCCAAAAAUAGUAAUUUGUAAAUAUUUAUUAGUUAAUUACAAAUAAUAUUGUACAUACUAAAUAUUGAUUUUUAUAAUUUUAUAUAACACUUACUCAAGCAUUUUAUUUUAAUUUCCUCUACAAACUAUUUAUUUUAUUUUUUCAUAUUUUUUAUUGUUACACAUUACCUUUUUUUCAAUUUCCAAUAUAGUUGCGAGCAUUUACUAAAAGUAAAUUAUUACAAUUUCAUAAUGUUCCUAACUAAGUUAAAAAAUCAAGUAUUCUAAAACACUGAUAAUAUUCUUUUUUUUUGAGCUUGAUUUUAGCCAAUAGGUAAUCCUUAAUCUAACUACACAAAAUUUGUUCUAUUCACCCACAAAUUUGCUAUGUUGUCCUAUUUCAAGAUAGAAACAACACAUUCAGAUAUUGUGUCUUCUUAGUUCUUAGAGCAGUAGAAAACAAGGACACUGUACGAUUAUAAGUCUUUUUUCAUAUUUUAUAUGAUUAAAAAUGCUUUUUAAUAUUUAAAGUAUGUUGCUUAUUUUUGAUAUCAUGUUGUCCAUAUUUUAUGCAUUUAAUUUAUUCUGUUGUGGUCUAGUUUGAAUAUUAUUGUCGUGCUUUAGCCCUUUAGAUACUUUUAUAAUAUUUAAAAUAAGCAAAAUAUAAGAGUAACAAAUAAAUAAACAUUAUUUUAUUUUGA
Aphis gossypii (cotton aphid) is the source of this 1222-nucleotide messenger RNA. RefSeq names its product dynein light chain roadblock-type 2-like. Gene Ontology annotation, cellular component: cytoplasm; cytoplasmic dynein complex; centrosome. Gene Ontology annotation, molecular function: dynein intermediate chain binding. Gene Ontology annotation, biological process: microtubule-based movement. The transcript has 4 exons. NCBI's taxonomy places the organism in Eukaryota, Metazoa, Arthropoda, Insecta, Hemiptera, Aphididae. The record is from RefSeq and is a predicted model, not a curated record. Bases 176 to 478 code for a protein of 100 amino acids.